Pelobates fuscus (common spadefoot toad) is the source of this 1898-nucleotide messenger RNA. RefSeq names its product transcription elongation factor B polypeptide 3-like. NCBI's taxonomy places the organism in Eukaryota, Metazoa, Chordata, Amphibia, Anura, Pelobatidae. The record is from RefSeq and is a predicted model, not a curated record. The coding region runs from base 24 to 1049 and encodes 341 amino acids. The transcript has 10 exons.
AUCCAUUUACGCUACAGAAAGCAAUGGACAUAAAUACAGUUGAACUUGAGCUGAAGGACACAUGUCAAGAAUUAUCCACAUCAUUGGAAGGCUAUGGAAAACUACAGAGAUUCCUUAAGGGAGGAGAAUAUUACAUGUUUAAGCAUUCCACAAUGUUUGAGUGCACAUUUGUGCAGGUCUUGGAAAAUGGUUGUGGUGUAAGCAUUUCAUGCCCUACACCUGUACUCAUCCUGGCUAUUGCUUCUAUUGAUCCAACUCUCCCAGCUGAAGUUCUUUUCAUAGCAGAACUAUUAGUUAAUGAAGAUCCGAUUUGUGCAAAACUUGAACCUAUGAAGUUGACUAGGUUAUAUCCGUUAAGACUGGUUAGCAUUACGGUAAUCGAUGCAGAAAGUGGAAGGCUAAAGAUAACUUUUGUUACCGGGUCAUCAUUUUACUUGGAGCCGUAUGAUAACGAGAGCAGAGAGGCUGUGCAAUUUAAGACCUUCCUCAUAGACUGGCUGAAGACCAAGCAGAAAAAACAUUUGGAGGAAACAUCUAUAAUUAGUUUUCAGAAUAAAGUGAAUGAGAACGAACAGGACGAAAACAGACUUAAUACAGAAAAUGUGAAUUCAUAUGACAAUGGAGAACUAAAUCGAGGAGGAAGUUUGGAAUCGGGCAAAGACUUAAAUAGAGAAAAGAAAUCUAAGCUUGGCGCGGUCAAGAAUGUUUUUACCAGCAAACGGGCAGAGAAGAACAAGGCUUCGAAUGAAAUAAAAGAGGAAAUAUCUGGAAUUAGUUUUCAGAAUAAAGCAAAAGAGACAGAAGAGGAAGUGAACAACAGACUAGAAGAGAAUACAGAAAAUAUCAAUUCAUAUGACAAUGGGCAACUAAAUCGAGGAAGUAGUCUUGAAAUGGCCCAAGAUUUAAAUAAAGAAAAGAAAUCUAAGUUUCACUUGAUCAAGAAUGUUUUCACCAGCAAACGGCUAGAGAAGAGCAGGGCUUCAAAUGAAAUCAAAGGAACCAAAUUGGUUAAGAAGACUUCUCAAUCCAAGUCAUCUUUAAAGGAAUAAAAAGAUCUACCUUUUGAGGAUCUCAGAAUUUAAAAAACAAACAAACAGUCUAACUUAAGCCUACUACAUUCAAAUACCUGAAUAUUUCGUGGAUCCUAGCCUGAUUUUAAAAUGAAAGAUAAACACGAUAGAUGCAUCAUUUUCAGUUUAAACUGGUCCAACGGGAUCUUGAGGCGAUGCUUAUAUUUUGGAUUCCUGACCAAACCUUUUGGGACAAUUUCUCCACACAGACGCACUAUUCUAAGUAAACUGAGUAGUCUUGAAGUCUUGAAAGUGAAGCUGUUUAAGAAGAAAGUUAUGCAGUGUGCUCAUCUCUCUCCAAUAUUACUUACCUCAGGAGUCAUCCAUGUUAGGAAACCUACUGAUGAGGAUAAUAAAGUAUAGCAAGAUAGUGAACAACUCUUUCAUGUUCUUCACUUUAGGUACACUAUCCAUUUAGAGAUGUGACAGAUGGUGUUAAUUUAGCUGUUAAUCUUUAUACAUAUAUAUUGAGCAUUGUAUUAAGGUGCAAUUUUCUUAGGCUGAGAAUUGAAUUAAGGUUACCAGUUGCGAUACCAAACAUAGAGGGCAGUCAGUUGGCCUGACUGUCAAGCUGCACAUGCUGGGAGAGAGCUUCUCACUGGUAUAAUAAUGAAAUGGUUUUUUUUUAGUCUUACAGGGCUCUUUCUACCUAAUCCUCGACUCAACUGGCUGUCACGACAGCUAGUGUGGCCCAGCACGCAGAACUAUGUAACAUCUACAUACACAGAACAGAAAAGGAUAGAACAUAAACCGGUCCUUAGAAUGGCCGGACUAAUACGUUAAAGACAGAGAAUGGUCAAGGGAUAGCUGAGGUCAAGGAAGCCAGAA